Messenger RNA from Schistosoma bovis, 3535 nucleotides. The record is from the annotation of a GenBank genome assembly. NCBI's taxonomy places the organism in Eukaryota, Metazoa, Platyhelminthes, Trematoda, Strigeidida, Schistosomatidae.
AGGAGACCGGUCGAAUUAUGAUAUAUUCAGUUGGAGUGUUGUAUUUUUGACUAGUUGUAGUGAUUUAAUGAAAUAUGAGCAGUUUAUAUAAUUUUUUAUUUAUUUAUUUUACUUACACAUACACACACAUACUACUACAUACACCGUAGAUACACAUAGAAACUGACCUAUUGAUCUAAAAGACAGGAACGGCACACUAGUGAAUUAAUUGACUUGGUUUAUUGUUAAGUUAGUCAACCUUCACGUUUAUUUAUUCUGUUUUUAUGAUUGUGUGUCAUUUGUUUGCAUAAUCACCUGUUUGAAUAUAUCCAUAUAUAUGUAUGACCUUCACAGUUUUUCUCUAUGUCAGUUUCAUACCAAAAAAGAGAUUACAUUGCUUUGCCUUAUGAUUGACUGUCUGUUGUUGUAUAAGUAAGCGUGAGCUUGUGUUUUAGUGUUUAUGUGCAUAUCUCUGUUGACAUUAAUGUAGUCUAGGGUGUUAGAUGUAUCAGGUUUCAUUAAAACAGCGGCUGGUAUCUAAUCGUCAUAUACCGAAUCCACAUUUAAUCAGAGUGUUUACGAAUAAAUGAAGCAAAUUAAAUUGUAUUGAAGUGUUUAUCAAAUUUCCAAAGUGCCAAAUGUUCAUUCAUUCAUUAUGUUUAUUAUGUAAAAUAAUAAUCAUUUCAAUAACAGUAAUAAUUCCUAAAUGUUUUUGUCUUAUGGGAAGUCCUCCAACAAAUUUACCGGAAUGUUUGAAUUCUGGAACAAGAACCACUAUUAAUGAACGUUACAGUUGUUCAUGUAUAGAUUCUUAUAUGAAUCGACAAUGUAAACUUUUGUCGAUUAAUGUUGCCAAUACUCCAAUAGAAAUGCCUUUCACUAGUUUUUAUAUUAAUACAACAAUUCAACAAACUGUACAUAUUGGUUUUCAAUUUAUCACUUCAGACAACAGUGGAAAUGGUACACUGUUUACACUUAGAAAUAUGAAUUCUACAUUUUUUUUAAAUGAACAACUAAUCCAAAUCAAAGUUUCCCUUGAAUUUGGACGAAUUAGUGUACAUUUCAUUUAUCUAUCAAAUUCAAAAACUCUUCGUUUACCUUCAGGUGCUGUUGCACUAAAUGACAAUGCUUGGCAUUAUGUAGAUUUCUUUCUGAAUACACAGGUUAAUGGCGAAUGGAAUCUAGUCUUAUUGAUAGAUCGUUGUAAAUAUUCUGAGUUAGGACCGUGUAUGGUGAACGAUACAAUAAUUUUAUCAGUGAAUACAAUACAAAUAGGAGGUUAUAUUCUAAUAGGUGAUGAAUCUGGUCCAUCUACAGAGAGAUUUAGAGGAUGUUUUGAUAAUGUUAUGGUGAAUAGAGAGUUGAUCGAUUUCUACCCGGUACUUUUAUCGCAAGGUUCUCGGCGUGGUUGUCCAGACUCUCAGAAAGGUUGUGUAAGAGGUAAUGUAAAAUUAUGUGGAAAGUAUGGGAAAUGUCGAAAUGCAAUAAGUUCCACCGAUAUACUGACUUGUCAAUGUGAAUUAGGUUAUCGACCUAAUAUAACAGGUGCACCGAAACCACAUAGAUGGCCAUGUGAAACUGUUUCUGAUGGCUGGUCUACAACUAAUGUAGUUUACAAUGCGUUAUUCACUGAUAAAGUUCCGAAUCGUUUACGACUGAGCAUAAGAACAAGAACUCAAACAUUUAUGGUUUUUGCAGUUGGUGCGUGGAAACUUUCUAUAAGUGUUUCAAAUGGAAUACCUGAACUACGUUUCGAUAAUAUUGUAAUUACGUUAAGUUCACUAAACAUUUCGGAUGGAAAUUGGCAUGUCUUUGAAGUCACAUUUACAUCAAGAUUUUUAGAUUUUCAGGUCGAUGAACUAGAUAAAAUAUAUUAUGAUUCAAGAUAUUUUCCAGAGAAAUCAAUUUCAAGAGGUUCAGUUGAUAUAAUUAUUGCAAACGGAGCUAAAGACACAUGUCUAGAUGAUGCUUGGAUCGAUUUCCGUAAUAUAUGGCCUGAUUUUGAACAAGAUUAUCCAUUGGAAAUCAUUAGUAACCCAUCAUUUCAACGGUAUACAGACUGGGGUACAGUUGGCAGACAGUCAGGUUGUUCAAGUGGUACUGGGUUUUGUAAUAGUUCAAAAAGUCUUUGUGAUAUUACCGCUUCUUGUAUAGAGGAAUGGAGAAGUUAUCGAUGCGAAUGCUUGAAUAACACAGUUAAAGAUGACAAGGGUAAAUGUGUUCCAUCACAAUGUUAUCCAAACCCAUGUGUUAAUGGUGAAUGUCAUGUACUUAAUGGUGCUAGUAAUUUUACAUGUAUUUGUUAUGGAAUCUGGACUGGACCAUUAUGUAACCAAGUUUCAAGCGUAAAUAUAGCUGGUCUAAGUUGGUGGUGGAUUCUACUUGUUGUUCUACUACUGUUAGCGAUAUUGUUGGCAACAAUUUUUUUAAUUAUCUGUUGUCGCAAACGUCGUGAAAAGAAGAAAUCUAAUUUAAUUGAUUUUAACAAUGAACUGAGUGAUCAAAAGUUGGGUAUAGAUACUCAGAUGAAUGAUCCAUGGAGUACAGGUGAGAAAGAUUUCCAUGGACCGAUUGAUUAUUCAGUGUUAAAAGGAAAUAUUAAUUCUAACCCGUAUCAACUUACAACUAAUGGGUCCUAUCAGAGUAAUGGUUACUUACCAACAAGUAGAAAAUCAGACACAAAUGGAAGUAUAGAUAUACAAACAUUUCCUAGUGUUACUGCUCAAGCCUAUGGACAAAAAACUACAGAUAUACCACCAUGGGAGUCAUUUGAUCGUCAACCAAAUCCUGCAAUAAGAUUAGAUCAAGUAUUAGAAUAUGGAUAUGAAGGAUAUGAUGGUAGACCUCCACCAGAAUUCUGUCCAACUGAACCUGUUGUAUCAACAUCUUAUGAUGAUUAUAUUGGUGAUGAUGGAGAUCUUAAUAUAGAAAAUGUUCAACAAUCAAUAAAACAACCCAUACCCAAUGGAAAACUGAAUACUUCAAACAAAUAAAACAGUUUAAAAUGUACAUUAUACUUUUAUAUUCGAACAAUAACUAAUAAUUCAAUAAUUUCAAUUCAUAUAUUCAAAUGAUAAAUUAUAACUAACUAAGUAACUAGCUGACUAACUAACAAAGACUGUUUAAAAGAAUCCUCAACGUUAUUGAAUCAUAACAAUAACUCUAAUGAUAAUUCAUUAAUAAAAUUAUUGAUACUUUUAUAAUGUGUUACAUCGUUAUUAUUGAAAUGAAACUUUUUUGUUUUUGUACAAUUUAAUUUGAAUGUAAAAAAUUCCCGCCUAAAAUUUUCAUUUGUGAAUAAUUCUUUUCUAUGUAUUUGUUUUUAUUCAUUUUUGUAUUGUCUUCAUUUGUAAUUCAUAAAUUUUUUUUGUUUUUUGAAACUGUUCAUUGUUUUAAUGAAGUAUAGAAAGAUUCAUUAGGAUGGAUUUAUUUAAAUCUUUUAUAGUGUAAUGUUUUUUAACGAUAUUUCAAUUUAUUGUAUACAUUACAGCUAUUCUUUCAUCAUUAGGAAUAAAGUAAAUCAUUCAUACAAAAUAUAUUCUAAUAAGUACUGUUU